Molecule: messenger RNA, 311 nt
Organism: Funneliformis caledonium
Lineage: Eukaryota; Fungi; Glomeromycota; Glomeromycetes; Glomerales; Glomeraceae
Source: the annotation of a GenBank genome assembly
AAUUAACACACUCUCUACUCAGCUUAAUAGAUAUAGGCGUAGAAGUCGCUACCUCGAUAAUACCUGUAAUGACCUUCAAUCUCAAUUAAAAUAUAUACAGAGCGAAGUUGAACGAUUGCAAGGAUUAAAUGAUGUCCAAAGAACUAUGGACCUUCAGAGAGAAGUGAAUCAACUUCGACGAAAUUACGAACGGAGAGAUGUCGUAAGACUUUUUGUCGUCAUAGAACUUGCGUAUGCUGAAAGGCGUCGUAAGGCAUUUUUGCCGUUCUAUAGACUUGCGCUCUCUCUCUUUCUCUUCUUAGCUAGUAAUA